Ylistrum balloti is the source of this 771-nucleotide messenger RNA. RefSeq lists its product as uncharacterized. Bases 1 to 771 code for a protein of 256 amino acids. The record is from RefSeq and is a predicted model, not a curated record. The transcript is spliced from 4 exons. NCBI's taxonomy places the organism in Eukaryota, Metazoa, Mollusca, Bivalvia, Pectinida, Pectinidae.
AUGACGUUACUUGCGCUGCUGCUUUGCCUGGCUCCUUUCGCAACAGGUCACCAAGGUCACGAAGACAGCGGGGGCGUGGCAGUCACUGACUUUCACGACCCAAAGGUCACACAGGAUGAGGCCCAUUUGAAGGAACAUUUGAAGGACCAGAUCAAUACUAAUCGCCAGAUGACGCCCCAGGAAAUGGAGUUUCACUACUUUAGAUUACACGACACGAACAAUGAUACUAAGUUGGACGGACUGGAGAUAUUGUCAGCACUGUCUCACAUGGUACCCAUGUCUAAAAUCAAAGACAACGAAAAAAUAGGGAAGACGGAGGAACAGCUACAGUUGAUGCAACAAGAAAGGUCCGAACAAGCCAUCAAAUACUUCACAGACAUCAUCGAUAAGGUGUUAAUACAGGACGACCACGAUAGGGACGGUUACGUGUCAUAUCCGGAGUACAUCCGAGGACGCAGACGGGAUAUGGAAAACUAUCAGCGUGAAAUGGCUAUCCAACAGAGCAACAUGCAAGCGCAACAGUUCCAACAGAUGCAACAGUGGCAGGCUUUUCAACAGUGGCAGAUGCAGCAACAACUACAGCAACAGCAACAACAACAACAGGCGAGCGGACGGAAACAACUACCAGGGGGAGCCGCACAAUCCCCACCCGGUGUACCUCCACCACCAAACGCACCCACUCCAGAACAGAUGAAACAAUUUGAAGAAUUUCAAAAAUUUCAACAACAGCCGCAAGAUGUACAAAAGUUUACUCAAACCCAGAAACAGUGA